CCCUCUCGGGAGCCGUAGGGAAUCAGGUCCCGGAGGAAGAGGGUAGGUGGGGAGGCGGAUGAGGGGUGGGGGACCCCUUGACGUCACUGGAAGGAGGUGCCGGGGUAGGAAGUGGGCUGGGGAAAGUUUAUAAAUCGCCCCCGCCCUCGGCUCCUCUUAAUCGAGGUCCGCAGAAGGCUCAGAGCGCGGCGGGCGGACGCUCCUUGCGGCUCCUCCCCGGCGGCGACGGCGGUGGCGGCGGCUCGGAGCGGGCUCCGGGACUGGAGCGCAGCGGCCAGAGGACGCCGAGCUGCGAGGAUUACCCGGGGAAGUGGUGGUCUCCCUGGCUGGAGCAGCGGAGAGGGGCGCUCGCGGCGGAGGACCGGAGUGCGAGAAGACAGCUUCGGGCGGCUGGGUCUGUGGCCCGCGAGCAGCGCGGGGACCGGGCAAGCAGGCCGCGUCGCGCUCACCAUGGUCAGCUGCCGGGACACCGGGGUCCUGCUGUGCGCGCUGCUUGGCGGUCUGCUGCUCACAGGAUCUAGUUCAGGUUCAAAAUUAAAAGGUCCUGAGCUGAGUUUAAAAGGCACCCAGCACGUCAUGCAAGCAGGCCAGACACUGUAUCUCAAAUGUAGAGGGGAAGCAGCCCAUUCAUGGUCUUUGCCUGAAACAGUGAGAAAGGAAAGCAAAAGGCUGAGCAUAACUAAAUCUGCCUGUGGAAGGAAUGGCAAACAGUUCUGCAGUACUUUGACCUUGAACGCGGCUCAGGCAAACCACACUGGCUUCUAUAGCUGCAAAUAUCUAUCUAUACCUGCUUCAAAGAAGAAGAAAACAGAAUCUACAAUCUAUAUAUUUAUUAAUGAUACAGGUAGACCUUUCUUAGAGAUGCACAGUGAAAUACCCGAAAUUAUAUAUAUGACUGAAGGAAGGGAGAUCGUCAUCCCCUGCCGGGUCACGUCACCUAACAUCACUGUGACUUUAAAAAAGUUUCCCCUUGAUACCCUGAUCCCGGAUGGAAAACGAAUAACCUGGGACAGUAGGAAGGGUUUUAUAAUAGCAAAUGCAACAUACAGAGAAAUAGGGCUUCUGACCUGUGAAACAACAGUCAACGGGCAUUUGUACAAGACCAACUAUCUCACCCAUCGACAAACCAAUACCAUCCAAGACGUCCAGAUAAGCACUCCAAGCCCAGUCAAGUUGCUUCGAGGUCGCACUCUUACCCUCAACUGCACUGCUACCACUGAUUUGAACACGAGGGUUCAGAUGACCUGGAGUUACCCUGGUGAAACAAAGAAGAGAGCGUCUAUAAGGCAACGUAUUGGCCAACGCACUUCCAUUGCCAUUGUGUUCUACAGCGUUCUUGUUAUUGACAAAGUACAGAACAAAGACAAAGGACUUUAUACUUGCCAUGUGAAGAGUGGCCCGUCAUUCAAAUCUGUUAACACCUCAGUGCAUGUAUAUGAUAAAGCAUUCAUCACUGUGAAGCAUCGAAAACAGCACGUGCUAGAGACCACAGCUGGCAAGAGGGCCUACAGGUUAUCUGUGAAAGUGAAGGCAUUUCCCUCGCCAGAGGUUCUAUGGUUAAAAGAUGGGUUCCCUGUGACUGAGAAAUCUCCUCGCUAUUUGGUUCAUGGCUACUCGUUAAUUAUCAAAGAUGUUGCUGCAGAAGAUGCAGGGGAUUACACGAUCUUGCUGGCCAUCAAGAAGUCCAGCGUGUUUAAAAACCUCACCACCAUUUUGAUUGUAAAUGUGAAACCCCAGAUCUAUGAAAAGGCCGUGUCAUCCUUUCCAGACCCAACUCUCUACCCCCUGGGCAGCAGACAGACCCUGACUUGUACCAUUUAUGGUUUACCUCAGCCUACGGUCACGUGGUUCUGGCGUGCCUGUAACCACAGUCAUUCCAAAGCAAGGUAUGACUUUUGCUCCAAUAAUGAAGAGUCCCUAAUCCUGGAUCCCGACAGCAACAUAGGAAACAGGAUUGAGAGCAUCACUCAGCGCACGGCAAUAAUAGAAGGAAAGAAUAAGACGGCUAGCACCUUGGUUGUGGCUGACUCUAGAAUUUCUGGAAUCUACAGUUGCAUGGCUUCUAAUAAAGUAGGAUCUGUGGAAAGAAACAUAAGCUUUUAUAUUACAGACGUGCCAAAUGGAUUUCAUGUUAACUUGGAAAAAAUGCCUACGGAAGGAGAGGACCUGAAACUGUCUUGCACAGUUAACAAGUUCUUAUACAGAGACAUUACUUGGAUUUUGCUGCGGACAGUUAAAAACCGAACAAUGCACCACAGCAUCAGCAAGCAAAAAAUGGCCAUCACUAAAGAGUACUCCGUCACUCUCAAUGUCACCAUCAAGAACGUUUCCCUGGAAGAUUCAGGCACGUAUGCCUGCAGAGCCAGGAACAUAUACACAGGGGAAGAAAUCCUUCAGAAGAAAGAAGUUACAAUUAGAGAUCAGGAAGCACCACACCUCCUGCGAAACCUCAGCGACCACACAGUGGCCAUCAGCAGCUCCACCACGUUGGACUGUCACGCUACUGGCGUCCCAGAGCCUCAGAUAACCUGGUUUAAAAACAACCACAGAAUCCAACAAGAACCCGGAAUUAUUUUAGGACCAGGAAGCAGCACGCUGUUUAUUGAAAGAGUCACAGAAGAGGAUGAAGGUGUCUAUCACUGCAAAGCCACCAACCAGAAGGGGUCCGUGGAAAGUUCGGCGUACCUCACUGUUCAAGGAACCUCGGACAAGUCUAACCUGGAGCUCAUCACUCUGACAUGCACCUGUGUGGCUGCAACCCUCUUCUGGCUCCUGUUAACGCUCUUUAUCCGAAAACUGAAAAGGUCUUCUUCUGAAAUAAAGACGGACUACCUAUCGAUUAUAAUGGACCCAGACGAAGUUCCCCUGGACGAGCAGUGUGAGCGGCUCCCUUAUGAUGCCAGCAAGUGGGAGUUUGCCCGGGAGCGACUUAAACUGGGCAAGUCACUUGGAAGAGGAGCUUUUGGAAAAGUGGUUCAAGCUUCUGCAUUUGGCAUUAAGAAAUCACCCACAUGCCGGACUGUGGCUGUAAAAAUGCUGAAAGAGGGGGCCACAGCCAGUGAGUACAAAGCUCUGAUGACUGAGCUCAAGAUCUUGACCCACAUUGGCCACCAUCUGAAUGUAGUCAACCUGCUGGGAGCCUGUACCAAGCAAGGAGGGCCCCUGAUGGUGAUCGUUGAAUAUUGCAAAUACGGAAAUCUGUCCAACUACCUCAAGAGCAAACGAGACUUAUUCUUUCUCAACAAGGAUGCGGCAUUACACAUGGAGCCUAAGAAAGAAAAAAUGGAGCCCGACCUGGAGCAAGACAAGAAACCAAGACUAGAUAGUGUCACCAGCAGCGAGAGCUUUGCGAGCUCCGGGUUUCAGGAAGAUAAAAGUCUGAGCGAUGUUGAGGAAGAGGAGGAUUCUGAUGAUUUCUACAAGCAGCCCAUCACUAUGGAAGAUCUGAUUUCUUACAGUUUCCAAGUGGCCAGAGGCAUGGAGUUUUUGUCUUCCAGAAAGUGCAUUCAUCGGGACCUGGCAGCAAGAAAUAUUCUUUUAUCUGAGAACAAUGUGGUGAAGAUUUGUGAUUUUGGCCUUGCCCGGGAUAUUUAUAAGAACCCCGAUUAUGUAAGAAAAGGAGAUACUCGACUUCCUCUGAAGUGGAUGGCUCCCGAAUCUAUCUUCGACAAAAUCUACAGCACCAAGAGUGACGUGUGGUCUUAUGGAGUACUGCUGUGGGAAAUCUUCUCCCUAGGUGGGUCUCCAUACCCAGGUGUGCAAAUGGAUGAGGACUUCUGCAGCCGCCUGAAGGAAGGCAUGAGGAUGAGGGCCCCUGAAUACGCAACUCCUGAAAUCUAUCAGAUCAUGUUGCACUGCUGGCACAAAGACCCAAAAGAAAGGCCAAGAUUUGCAGAACUUGUGGAAAAACUAGGCGACUUGCUGCAAGCCAAUGUACAACAGGACGGUAAAGACUAUAUCCCACUAAAUGCCAUACUGACAGGAAAUAGUGGGUUUACAUACUCAUCUCCUGCCUUCUCUGAUGACUUCUUCAAGGAAGAUACUUCAGCUCCAAAGUUUAACUCAGGAAGUUCUGAUAAUGUCAGAUACGUAAAUGCUUUCAAUUUCAUGAGUCUGGAGAGAAUCAAAACCUUUGAAGAACUUUCACCAAACACCACCUCUAUCUUUGAUGAUUACCAGGUGGACAGUAACACUCUGAUGGCCUCCCCCUUGCUGAAGCGCUUCACCUGGGCUGAGAGCAAACCCAAGGCCUCUGUGAAGAUUGACUUGAGAGUAACCAGUAAAAGUAAGGAGUCGGGGCUUUCUGACCUCACGCGGCCUGCUUUCUGCCAUUCCGGGUGUGGGCAUAUCAACAGAGGCAGGCGCAGAUUUACGUAUGACAACUCAGAGCUGGAAAAGAAGAUUUCGUGCUGCUCUCCUCCCCCAGACUACAACUCGGUGGUCUUAUACUCCACCCCGCCUGUCUAAAGUUUGACACAUCGCCUUCUUUCUAGAACCACACAAGUAUUUAUGCCCCCUGAAAACUAGCUGCUUCUGCCAGUAUGACACAUAUAUAAAUGUACACCUUUACCUUUCCACAGGAGCAAGCUGCCUUUUGUGAUUUUUUAAUAGUGCUUUUUUUUUUUUUUCUUUUUGACUAACAAGAAUGUAACCCCAGAUAGAGUAAUAGUGACAAGUGAAAAACACCACUGGUAAAUCCUCACAUUAUUCAGUGUGUUAGAGAAACCCUUUCUAAGCCCAAUGACUUACCUGCUCCUACCCCUGAGACCACAGGGCAUUUGAUGAUUCAGGAGACACACUGACCCCACCGUGCAGUGUGGACUCAUGGGGCCAGCCACCGGCACCCGGGAACCAGGAGGCAACCAGCCCUAAGCCGGCCUGUGCAAUGUCUCUGGGGUCCUCUAGCAGAUGUGACAUGGAAGGAGGAGAAGGAAAGAAGGGAGAAAGGUAGCAGAGAGUAAACAGGAUGGAGCACUGGAGAGAAGAAUUUGUGCUGUCCCAUAUGGGAAGGGAGUAGGAAAAGCCAUGACAAUGCUUCCAAACCCUGACCGAACCCGGUCCACAUGGAAAAUCCAGCCAGGGAGCAAAUAGGACAGAAGGAUGAGGGGACAUUUUCUGGAUUCCGGCAGGCAAGAAAAGGACAGACAUAUUUUUUUGGAACUACAAAACAAAUUUUUAAAGUCUUAGCUAUGGGACUGGAUCUAUGCCCAUUCCCAUAUAUGGCACAUUUUUAAAUUUCUAGCACUGAGCUUGGUGCUCAAAUCUGAGCCGAGACUGUAGGCCCCUCUAGCAAGAUACACUGCAAACUCACCCUGAGCUAAGCUGGCUCCACAGCAUGAUGGCCUCACACUUAGCAGGUUGCUCAGAGUAAGCUAACUGGAACGAGUUUGGUCUAUUAGGGUUACCUGUUGGGCUUUAAGCCACAUGUUCAAAAAUAUUGUCAGAUUCUAUUUUGAGUCUUAAUGUAUAAUCAAAACACUUCAAGUUUUUUACAUUAACCUGUUUUGUACAGUUAGUUAUAAAAGGAAGCUCUGAGGAGGAUGAAAAUGAGUCUUGCGGGGGGUUUCCUCUAUGCCAAAACCAGGAUAGAUGGAGCAAAAAACAGGAUGAACAGGGUGAAAACCCCAUCUCUAUACCAACCAAACCAACUCACUGAAACAGUUGGGACCCAAAGGAUAGGAAGUCAAUCAUGUUUCCUUUUCAAUGGGGAUUCUACUAUCUCAUGCUAGUCUACUGGAAAGAUGUGGAAGAACGUUAAUCAAUGUUUAUUAAGCACUUUAUGCUCCUUGAGAAAAAAGGUGAUAUGUAAUUUAUGCAAGAUACUUUUAGAAUUGGGACUCAGGAUAUUAGUUAAUGAGCCAUCAAGAGGAGAAAAGCCUCUUUUCAUUUGCUUUGGACCUUGCCAUGGGUCUGAAGAUGAUGGAAAUAGGGAGACAGGGUACACAAGGGUGCCGACUCUUCAGAGAGUCUACAGACUCUGGAUCUCUCAACUGGCUCUGUUUGAAGCUAUGUAUUUAGGAUGUAUGCACCUUCUAAAGCCAGUCAAGGCUGGACAGGCAACAGUGAAUUGCUGCUUCUGGUAGUAGAGUAUGCUUCCCUUUAUGCACGUAACUUAACUCUAGAACCUGAGAUAUAAGGAAUCUUUGCUUCCUUCUCUGUGUGUCACACUCUGGUUUCAAGGUUCUUAGUAUAAAGAGAUGGGACAGUCAGCACAUCCCAAGGGGGGCGGCGGGUGCUCCAGUGGUGGUUCUGCUGGGGAAGCCCCUGGCCGGCAGAGAAGCGAGGCAGGCCUCUCCACCAAGGGCCCAGUGCAAACAAAGUCAGGCCAGGGCCAGAAGAGGGGAUGAGCUUUGUUCCUCCUCUUCUUUGCACGCACAAAAGCACCUGGAACAGCUGGCGACGGUAUCAAUCAGGUAACCAGAAGGAGGUUGAAUAGGGAAAAUUAAAAGAAGAUGUCAAUCAAUUCUCUCAUGCUUUCAAAACAGUAAGGAUCCAGCAAUGAGUGAAAACAGAAACCUUAACUACCCGUACCACAUCUUGAUUUCAAUAAUCCAAUUCUGUAUUGUUCAGAAACCUUAGUAAUGCCAUCUUUCCAAAAGAAAAACAAAACAUGUACUAGAACUGUGUCAAUUCAACUGCUUCAAAGACUCAGGUUUAUAGCCUACACGAGUCCAUCAGUCAACAAUGGUUCCAUCUAGAGUCUUAACACAAAGAAAAAUGGAAGCUUGCAGGAAUGAGUCUAUCUAGUGGCAGAGUGCUUGCCACAGAAUGGUUCAUUUACCAGCCCUGAACAUUUAUUAAAAAGCACUGAAAAUGAAAACACUAAUUAACCGAUGAUAUUAUUAGAACCAUUUGUCAUUUAUGACAAAAACAGCUGGCACUAACAAGUAAAGCAGCAUUUCCUUUCAGGAUUUGUGAGGCCAUGUAUGUGUAACACUGUGGGUGGAACAGGACUGAAACCAUACGCAGGUCUAUUAUCUUGUUAGUCUAAGAAACGAUGCUCAGACCUUAGUUUUAGCCCAUGGAACAGAUUUGUCCAAAUCCUGAAAAAUGUCACGUAGGUCUUCUAGCUGUGCCUUGUUUCCCAGCCUGUAAGUAUGUCAAACCUGAAACAGAUACUUGCCAGGCCCUUUUCAUUCGUGAAAGGAGGAGCGCAUCUUUGACCGACAGUGGUAGUAACUGUAUGUGUAUAUACGUGUGUGUGUUUUGUGCGUAACUAUUUAAGGAAACUGGAAUUUUAAAGUUACUUUUAUACAUACCAAGAAUAUAUGCUGCAGAUAUAAGUAAGACUUAAUUUGGUCCUACAUCUCUAGUCACUAUGAAUGUAUUUUGUAUGCUAUCUUCAUAUAAUAAAAUUAACUUCCAAAAAUAUCUACUAUUUUCUCCAAUUUGCUUAUACGUGAAAAAAGGGGUCUUGGGUUUCCUUGGGGGUGGAGGACUGGUGUUCUGAGGGAUUUCAUUAUAUACCAAUUACGAAACAUAGCACAAGAAAAAUCAAGCAAGCAAAAAAAAAAAAAAAAAGAAAGAAAGAAAAGAAAAAUCAAGCAAGCACUCUGCAGAGAGGGGCGAAGAGCUUUCUGUCCAUGCCACAAGAUGGCUGCUGUAAAGCAUCAGUAAAUCAAAACCAAACUCAUACAAGGCACAUCGCCGAGAAAACUAAACACUAAAAUGAACACAAUCAGAAGUAAAAUGUACAGACUGAAUGCAAGUGCUGGCUGCAAAUGGAAGUGCCCUCAAUUAAAAAAGAGGUGGGUUUUCCCAAACACUGUCAGCUAAGAAACAAUUAAUUACAGGAUGUGUGUGUGCGUGUGUGUGUGUGUAUUAGAGGUGGUGUGCAGGAAACCAUACAGGAUUAGACAAAAGCCUAAGACACAAGAGCUUUCCUAAGAAAAGUACACCAGCCAAAUAUCUUUCAUUUGUGUUUUGGUGGAUUACAUCCUAAAAAGAGAAAUAAUCCAGAUCAUCGCUAAUAGACCUAAGUGACCAACAUAUUGUUUUGGAAGUGGUCAUCUUCCUGAAAACAUCAUGAGGAAACUAGAUGGAGACAUGUUGUAAGGGAAACCAGGCCUACUCUCUUUGGGACAGAGGCAAGAAAGAGGAAAAGUGACUCAUCUCAGUAAGUCUGUGGUUAACUGAAGAGGGCACGAGGCAGUUUAUCUUCAUGAAUCUGAAAUCCUUUAAAAAUAGUGUUCAUUUUCAUAACAUAAGAGUAAAGUCACUCAUUGAAGCACAUGAUUUGAAGAAUGCUCAAGGAAUUGGUGUCACAUCAUAGUUUAGAAAUUUUCUCAUGACUCUGGAAACUUAUAGGACAUUUGGGAAUUGUUGUGGUUUUUGUUUUGUUUUGUUUUGUUUCUUUCUUCCAGCAGAAGGAUGGCCCAGUAAGGUUUACUGGACUCCUCAGUGUUAAACAUAUUACCAGACUUUGGGGUUUCACAGGCCAGUAAAUUUUAUAAAAAUAUCCUGGAUCCCAACACAGGGAUGACUAGCCUUCUAUUUUUUUGAACUAAGGGUAUUUUAAGGGAGAAAACAAAACAAAACAAAAACAAUUAGAUGCCACAAAUGUUCUAUUUCUUGGUCUGGGUGUGGUACCUAGGUGUGUUCACUUUGUGAUAACUAACAGAGCUAUCUACUUAUUUGCAAACUUAUGUGUAUGUGCGUGUUAUUAUUCAAUAAAAGAUUAUUAAAAGAAAAAAAAACCAGGGCCGCCUGGGUGGCUCAGAUGGUUAAGCGUCUGCCUUCCGCUCAGGUCAUGAUCCCAGGGUCCUGGGAUCGAGUCCCACAUUGGGCUCCUGGCUCAGCGGGGAGCCUGCUUCUCCCUCUCCCUCUGCCUCUCCCACUGCUCAUGCUCUCUCUCUCUCUCUGUAUCUCUGUGUCUCAAAUGAAUAAAUAAAAUCUUUAAAAAAAAAACACCAUUUAAUAUCACUUUUCAGAGAAGGCCCAUUUAAAAAAGAGUAAGGGCUUAAUCUCAGACAAAAACAGAUUAACUUCAGGGGCCAGCAACUAUUCUAAGUGCUUUAGAGGAACAAACUCAUUCAAUUUUCAAAGCAACCCAAUGUGACUGGUACCAUUAGUUGUACCCACAUCAAGGGAAAGAUUUAAGUAAUCAAGAGAACUUCAAAAUCUCACCCUCACAUCUACCCGCCUGCUGGCACCUGAACUCAUGCAAGUCAGCCCUCUCUUGUGGAUGGCCAGUUCAAAACAUGUCCUGACACAGCUGGAUGCCUUCCUAUCCUCAGGGACACAGCUCCAGAAAUUCAGCACUCCCUCACUGCCAUCAACUGGUCCCGUUCCCACUAGAUCAGACAAACAUGCUGUUCACUCUCCCGUGUUACAAAACAAACUUCCAUUCUUCCUUUCCCCUCGUUACCAAUACAUUUCUUUACUCCUCUUUACAGCAAAAUUCCUUGAAGUGGUUAGUCUCUGUUUCCGAUCCCUCCGAAGUACUCUUAAACCCGCUCAAACCUAGCUUUCUCUGUCACACUCAUGGACACCGCUCUUGAUAAGAUGAUCAGUUACCUGCAAAUUGCUAAAUCCAACGGCCAAUUUUCAGUCUCAAUCUUUCUUGAUUCAUCAACAACUUGACCCUUAUUCCUGAAAAUAUCCAUUUUAACCUUGAUUCCAGGACGUCACACAUAUUUCCUCCUAUUUCAUGGGUCAUUUCUGUCCCUCUAACUGGUUUCCUCUUGUCUCUGACAUUUGAACAUUGUUCCAGUUACCCUAGGGCUCUGCCCUUGGACUUUUUUCUCCUCUCCAUCUAUACUAACUCCCUUCAUGAUCUCAACCAAUCUCAGGGCUUUAAAUGACAUCUAUAUAAUGACUUGCAAAUUACACAUACAGACCAGAUCUCUCCCCCAGACUCCAAACUCACAUGCAUACGUGUUGAAUUGACAUCUCUUGAUGCGGUGGCAGACUGGAUUUUCCAAAAAUAAUGGCAAUAACAUCUCCCAUCCCACACGACCUUUGGCAACAUGCCCUUGCCACUUCCCCAUCAAAUUCCUCUCCCCUAGAAUUCGAGAUGCCUUUGUGACUCAAUUGUAAUCAACAGACUGUGGCAGAAGUGACACUGCAUGAGUCUGAGGCCAGGUCAGAAAAGAUCAUGCCCUUUCCACCCGAGUCUCCUGGUACACUCAUGCUCCAGAAGCUCAAACUAGAGGGGCGCCUGGGUGGCUCAGUCGUUAAGCGUCUGCCUUCGGCUCCGGUCAUGAUGCCAGGCUCCUGGGAUCGAGCCCCGCAUCGGGCUCCCUGCUCCGCGGGAGGCCUGCUUCUUCCUCUCCCACUCCCCCUGCUUGUGUUCCCUCUCUCGCUGCGUCUGUCAAAUAAAUAAAUAAAAUCUUUAAAAAAAAAAAAAAAAAAAA
Mirounga angustirostris (Northern elephant seal) is the source of this 10355-nucleotide messenger RNA. RefSeq names its product fms related receptor tyrosine kinase 1 (gene FLT1). Gene Ontology annotation, molecular function: ATP binding; growth factor binding; vascular endothelial growth factor receptor activity. Gene Ontology annotation, biological process: vascular endothelial growth factor receptor signaling pathway; multicellular organism development; positive regulation of kinase activity. Bases 451 to 4467 code for a protein of 1338 amino acids. NCBI's taxonomy places the organism in Eukaryota, Metazoa, Chordata, Mammalia, Carnivora, Phocidae. Gene Ontology annotation, cellular component: plasma membrane; signaling receptor complex. The transcript has 30 exons. The record is from RefSeq and is a predicted model, not a curated record.